CACAUCAUCGCAUGAAAAAUCAACAACACCCUUAACCUCCUUAAAUAUCACCAAAAACUGCAUUUCAACCAACAAUCCAUCAGAAAAAAUAACAAUUUAAUCAAUUUUUUACAGAAUUGUUGUAAAAGAACUAAAGUUUAGUUUAAAUAUUCGAGCAAUAAAGUUAAAGAACUUAUGAGUAUCCACAAGUCAAUGUUGAAAAGCUUAGAUCUAAUUCCUCAUUUAGAUAGUUCACUACUCGUGAUUCUAAUUCGAAUUCCAAUAAUUCAAAAAAUGUCAAUCCCAUUGAUGUUAUUAAGUUAAAAGACAUUCUAAAUGCAAACGGAAAACCAAAAAAGGAAAUCAAAAUCGACCCUCAAUUAUCUUAAAAGGCAUCACCAAAAUAUAAUGCUACCCAUCUAACUGACUUGUUGUCUGUUAAUAACUAAUAGUUAUAGUAAAAACUUACAGCAAAACCAUCCCCUAAAAUCUAAUUAUAUAAUCAAUGCCAAGUACAAGAAAAAAAUCUUCAACUAACAAAUAAACUUAUCAGAGAAUUAUAGAAAGAAAAUAAGAAUUUAGAUAUCGAGACCCCAAGAUUUUAUGGUAUGACUUGA
Molecule: messenger RNA, 596 nt
Organism: Paramecium octaurelia
Lineage: Eukaryota; Ciliophora; Oligohymenophorea; Peniculida; Parameciidae
Source: the annotation of a GenBank genome assembly